Brassica rapa (field mustard) is the source of this 678-nucleotide messenger RNA. RefSeq lists its product as uncharacterized. The record is from RefSeq and is a predicted model, not a curated record. Lineage: Eukaryota; Viridiplantae; Streptophyta; Magnoliopsida; Brassicales; Brassicaceae.
AUGUGGAAGAAAAUACUCAAGACAAGAGCUGUUGCUAAAGGCUUUCAUCGAGUUGAUAUCAAGAAUGGAGAAGAUACAUCUUCCUGGAAUGAUCACUGGUGUGAAAUGGGGAGAUUGAUUGAAGUGCUGGGCAUAGGAGGCAGAAUAGACCUGGGUAUUUCUGCGAACGCAACAGUUGCUGAGGCUAUUGCAAAUCAUAGACGAAGAUAUCAUCGUUCUAAUAUCCUUAAUGAAGUGGAAGAAGUAAUGGAAAAGGUGAAAACUGAAAAUUCUCAGAUGGAGGAUAUUCCUUUAUGGAGAAGUAAAGAAGGGAUAUAUAGAAGGAGCUUCUCUUCAAAGAACACUUGGCUUGAGAUCAGGAAUAAUUAUGCCACUCAAGAAUGGAGUAAAGAAGUCUGGUUUAAGCAUGCUACUCCUAAAUAUGCUUUUCAUGUGUGGACAGUAAUGAGAGAUAGACUUUCCACAUGUGAUCGGAUGCUUAAGUGGAACCAGAACAUAAACCCUACAUGUGUUCUGUGUCAGCGAUGUGUGGAGACUCGCAACCACUUAUUCUUCUCGUGCUCAUACUCGAGCAAGAUCUGGCAGAAACUGGUCAAGGGAUUAUUACAUUUGAGAUAUACUGAAGAAUGGGAAGCUGUAGUACAGGCCUUUUGCUGGAUAGUAGAGAGGAGAGAGUAA